Molecule: messenger RNA, 848 nt
Organism: Rosa chinensis
Lineage: Eukaryota; Viridiplantae; Streptophyta; Magnoliopsida; Rosales; Rosaceae
Exons: 4
Coding region: 220-687 (155 amino acids)
Source: RefSeq, a predicted model, not a curated record
AAAACCCGCACUAUCGCACGGGAGAAUUAGCUCCAAACCCCGCAGCAAAGCGCGGGCAAUAUUGCUAGUUUCUGACUAUACUAAAACGCAAAUCGCUAAAAGACAAACGAAAUGAGCAGUCAAUUGACGAUUAUGCGCUACAUUUUUCUGGUCUUUUGCUUGAUUGCCCCCUACAGGUGUUGGCUGUGCAUGAGGCCGUGUUGAUAUUGCUUGCUCUGCAUGUUUGCUCUGGAGAAGGACACAUCUUCUUUCUUUUGGGUUUUGGUGUUCGCUCGAGAGAAAAAGAGAGAGCGAAUAGAACAGGGGAAGAAGGGAGAGAACGCAGAGAAGCGGAGGAGGGGGACGAGAAGCUCUCAGGUUUUUGUUUUGAUUGCGCAAGAGUUUUGCUAUUUUCUUUUUUCGGAAUCAAAACCCGAUCUGUUUGUAGUGUUUCAUAUUUCUAAUCAAAAGGAGAAUAAUGAUGCAAUAGCUGAAAAUAUUAAACAGCGUUGGGAGCUAGAAGUGAAACUACAUAGUUUAGUUGUCUCAGUUCUUCACUUGCAUAUAAACAGAACAACAAAGUCAAGGUUUCAUUUAGGUCAUUGUUCGUGCACUCAGAGCUGGAUUAGUUGGAUCUUUCUAUGCAAAUAUAUUGACCUUCUGUAUUUCAGGUUAACUAUUUUUGGAAUCGAUCAAACACGUGUGUAGAAUAGCCUAGGUCUAUAAUUUGCUUGCUUGGGCAGCUUAAACAAAUCAAGUUAAUUGUUGACAAGCUACUAAUUUAACUUGAGGCUUUUGAGUAAAUUUCCUACUUGCUCCAUAAGUAAAUCUCAGUUGGAUUGUCUUGGGUUAAAAUUUAUUUUGUAUGU